UUGAAGCUAAGACCGGACAGAGCAAGAACUACCGGCAGGAACUGCCGGUACCCAAAGGCAUCCACUAAGACGGACUGGUGUGCCAAGAAUGAAGGGCCGGUCACAGGGGUUGUGGAUUUUGAGCUCCAGGGCCUUGUGGGUGAGGUUUUGGGGAUAUGGGGAGGUGAAGGGAGACGGGGAAGGGCUGUACCAACGAUGCAGGUGUGCAGGCAAAUGCAAGAUGUCUGGCUUGUAGGGUUUGUCGCCGACAAGGCUUAUCUGCACCUUGUUGAGGCGCAGGAGAGACAUAGCCGAGUGACCGUGAAUAUAUUGAAAUAUGCCAUGGACAACCUGCUGCAGGUGCUGUCUUUCGUGGAACAGUUGGUAAUAGCAGUGGACGGCGUCCAAUUUCCACCAGCCAUUGGAGAGUUGACCUUGACUGAGUCGUCCUCUGACUCCGAUGAUGACAUGAGAGAGAGGGUGGGCAGGCUGGAGGCGGAGGUGAAGGCGCUCAAGAAGGAGGUCAAGGGGAUUGCUGGAACACUGACUCAGGUUGCCAAACGAGGCUGUUUUGAUUAA
This is a messenger RNA of Geodia barretti, 558 nucleotides long. The record is from the annotation of a GenBank genome assembly. Lineage: Eukaryota; Metazoa; Porifera; Demospongiae; Tetractinellida; Geodiidae.